AUGCCUUUAGAACCUAAAUUAACAGAACCGAACAAUUCCAAAAUCAUCAAGCAAUAUACAAGUACGCCUUCAACAGCUGUAUUCAAGCGAAGGAACGGCCCCAGUACGACCGGCAGGUAUGAUGGUACACACAAUAAAACCGUUACAAAGAAGGCAAACAGUUCCACACCCAACAGUCAUCACACAGGUACAUCGCAAGACACUGCUACAAGAAGCACAGGGCUUGAGAAAACUACAUUCAACUCGGGCGACGUUGCUGAUUACCUAACUGAAUCCAGCACUUUUAAUACCACCUGCGGUAAAUCUGUUAGUGUGAGAAGAAAAUCAGUUUAUUGGAUUAGCUACAUGGAACAGGUGAGUGUACCCGUAGCAACCGUCGUCGGUUUGCUGGGCAACACCGCCACGUUCGUGGCUCUGCAAGGAGAUCCAUUCAGCAACAUGCCGUCGAGCUACAUUCUUGGCAGUCUUGCCAUCGUCGAUUCCUCCAGACUGGUAACUAUUCUCUUCAAGGAAGACUUCUUCAUCGCCUGGGUGGGAAGUGACGUCGUAGCAGCUAGCAGAACCUGGUGCAAGACGUUCGUGUGGUUCGUUCACUGCACCAAGAUUCUUUCGGCCUGGUUCGUGGUUUUGGUCUGCAUGGAGCGAUUCGUUGUCAUAUGUUUUCCCCUCCACACCAGGCGGAUCUGCACGAAAACCAAUGCGCUGAAAGGGAUCGCCGCAGUGGCCGUCGUCGCUGUUGUAUUCUCGGGGAUCUGGACUCUGUCUUCAGAGAUCAUCAACUCACAGUGCAUCACCACCUUCUCGACGCCAGAAACAAAGCUGUGGGCGACUACUCUAAUUGUGAUGGGUUCCUUUCUGAUAGGCAUUCUUCCAAUGACUAUUCUACUGUUACUCACACCAAUCAUGUGCCUCGUACUAUACAGAUAUAGAAGGACCAGGAAACGGUUGGCGUCAGCAGUAACUCCGCACACGAAUAACUGCGUCACCAAACUGUCAUCGAUGCUUAUCACGCUUUGCGUGACAUAUGUGAUUCUUCAACUCCCUCUGAUCCUCAGUCAUAAUUUGGCAAAAGCUCGAGGCGAAAGCGUGAAUACUACGGAUUAUCUGCCCUUGUUGGCUCUCUACAAAGUAGGUAGCGUCUUGGAGGCCGCGAACCAUUCGUGUAAUUUCUUUCUGUACAUCGCCUGUAACUCGAUCUUCAGAAGGAAGGUGGUCAACUUCGUGCUGUCCCGUAGGAGAUCAGGAUCUACCGUCCUAUCGCGUUCUUCUGACAACAGCGUGUCCAUGACAUCUUUAAGGAUCAAUUCGAGAGCCAUGCAUGCGACGUCCAUGCAGAUGACAUCAUAG
Messenger RNA from Gigantopelta aegis, 1347 nucleotides. RefSeq names its product galanin receptor type 2-like. Gene Ontology annotation, molecular function: G protein-coupled receptor activity. Gene Ontology annotation, biological process: G protein-coupled receptor signaling pathway. The record is from RefSeq and is a predicted model, not a curated record. The transcript has a single exon. NCBI's taxonomy places the organism in Eukaryota, Metazoa, Mollusca, Gastropoda, Neomphalida, Peltospiridae. Bases 1 to 1347 code for a protein of 448 amino acids. Gene Ontology annotation, cellular component: membrane.